AAUUUUUCAUGCUGAGAGUUUAAAAUCAUGAAUGUUCGUACUGAUGCUUAUGCUAUGCAUGACUUGAUUUAUCUGAAUUAAUUGAUUGAUCUAACUUAACUAACUGAUCUGACUUGCCAACACACUUAACCCUGUGUGCGAGGUUGUGCAUCGGCUCCAUGUCCCGUAGCCGCGAGGGGAGCCGCUGAUAGUAUUCUGGCAUACUAUGGUGGACCACGCUUGAGCCCGUGGCUUGCACAUCCACCCUGAUCUGAGCUGCAUUGGAUCUUAAGAUGGGGAAGAAGAUUGGUACGGGGCAUGAAGCUGGUGGUCUGUAUUACCUUGAUGUCAAAUAGUCACCCACUUGAGUCUUACAUCCUCAUAAUCACUUGCUUUUGAAUGGUGUACUUGUAUCGGUUGCGGCCCUCGGCUCCCAUGCCUCUACCAACAUUGUCUCCAUCUUCAGAUUGAUCUUAAGUUACCUAGUGCUUCCUACUCUCCACCUAUUGCUCUCCGAAAAGGUAUUAUCAUCUCGUCUUGGAAGGAAGCCUGAGGAUAUCAUCAAAUUAGAUGCAAAUGAAAACCCCUAUGGUCCUCCCCCAGAGGCACAUUCUGAGUGUUGACACCCUUUGCUAUCCUAAAUAGAAAUUCAUGUUUAUAGGUUUUUGAAGCUUUGGCCUCGAUGAAGUUUCCAUACGUCUAUCCAGACCCUGAAAGCCGCCGUUUGCGUGCUGCCCUUGCCCAAGAUUCAAAACUUGAAUCUGAGUAUAUUCUUGUUGGAUGUGGGGCGGAUGAGCUCAUUGAUUUGAUUAUGAGAUGUGUGCUUGAUCCUGGUGACAAGAUAGUGGACUGCCCUCCAACCUUUACAAUGUAUGAAUUUGAUGCUGCAGUAAAUGGUGCAUUUGUAAUAAAAGUUCCAAGGAAGGCAGAUUUUAGCUUGAAUGUAGAACAAAUAACAGAUGUUGUUGAACGGGAGAAACCCAAAUGCAUAUUUUUAACAUCUCCCAACAAUCCAGAUGGGAGUAUAAUUGAUGACGAAGUUCUCAUGAAAAUCCUUGAGCUUCCCAUAUUGGUUGUGCUGGAUGAAGCAUACAUUGAGUUUUCAGGAAUUGAGUCAAAGAUGAAAUGGGUGAAAAAGCACGAAAAUUUAAUUGUUCUUCGAACAUUUAGCAAAAGGGCUGGUUUAGCUGGACUUCGUGUGGGAUAUGGAGCAUUUCCAUUGAGUAUUAUUGAGUAUCUUUGGAGAGCAAAGCAACCUUAUAAUGUUUCGGUUGCUGCUGAAGUUUCUGCUUGUGCAGCUUUGCAGAAUCCCUCAUAUCUUGAGAAAGUGAAAGAUGCUUUGGUACAAGAAAGGUUGAGGCUUUAUAAUUUUCUUAAGGAAGUGCCAUUUCUCAAUCCAUAUCCCAGCCAUUCUAAUUUCAUUCUUUGUGAGGUUGCAUCUGGAAUGGAUGCUAAGAAGCUAAAGGAGGACCUUGCAAAAAUGGGCGUAAUGAUCCGUCACUACAAUAACAAAGAACUGAAGGGUUAUGUUCGCAUGUCUGUUGGGAAGCCUGAGCACACAGAUGCCCUGAUGAACUGCCUUAGACUCCUGUCCUAGUCCUGUAACUGAGCAGGGUCAACAUUUUAGGGAGCAGAAUCUGAUUAAGAGGUCAAAUUCAAAUUGUACUUUUUGCUAAUUAAACCACAUUUUAAACAGUUAUAUUUUCUUUGUUUUGGAAUUAAAUGAUAUUUAUAUUUCAAACUUGAUGUCUUCUUUUUCUUGUGGAAGGUGAAUGAUGCGUUCUUGUUUAAUCUAGACAGUUCACUAUGAUUAAAACCUUCUUUGCUAGAGAGACAGA
Molecule: messenger RNA, 1817 nt
Organism: Juglans regia (Persian walnut)
Lineage: Eukaryota; Viridiplantae; Streptophyta; Magnoliopsida; Fagales; Juglandaceae
Product: histidinol-phosphate aminotransferase, chloroplastic
Exons: 11
Coding region: 662-1576 (304 amino acids)
Biological process (GO): L-histidine biosynthetic process
Molecular function (GO): L-histidinol-phosphate:2-oxoglutarate transaminase activity; pyridoxal phosphate binding
Source: RefSeq, a predicted model, not a curated record